Clarias gariepinus (North African catfish) is the source of this 839-nucleotide messenger RNA. RefSeq lists its product as uncharacterized. The transcript is spliced from 5 exons. Lineage: Eukaryota; Metazoa; Chordata; Actinopteri; Siluriformes; Clariidae. Bases 198 to 839 code for a protein of 213 amino acids. Gene Ontology annotation, biological process: response to bacterium. The record is from RefSeq and is a predicted model, not a curated record.
AUCUGUAAAGUCAUGUGACUCAUCACAGCAUCAGAAUAGACAAGAAUUCACUGUGAGCUUCACAUCUCAUUACAGCUAAUGGACCAAUCAAAUCAGUCCACAGCUUCAAAACAUCCAAUCAGGCGUGAGUCUGGACCUGGUUUUCUACUGAACACACAAGUUCAUUACCUCACUAUCACUUUGUCUAAACAGGAACGAUGAUCACACUCUUUGUGGCUCUUUACUCUCUGCUUUGUCUCUGCACAACUGGAAACACUUCUGACAUCAAGGAGCCUCACGUAAAAACAGUAAAGCUGGGAGAAAAUGUAACAAUGGAGUGUAACGUUAGUGGGAAUAAAGAUAAUGUAUUUUGGUACAGACAGAGAUUCGGAGAAAUGCCUCAGUUUUUAGCGAAACCAUACAAGGACGCUAAGGGCUACACAUUUGCAAAGGAAUUUAAUGAUAGACGCUUCAGUGUUACUGUAAAUGGCAGUAAAUUUGAUCUCAACAUUAAUGGAACUAAUAAAAGUGACAGAGGAGACUAUCUCUGUGUAAAUCUUGACGGAACUACACCAAAGUUCACAUCUGGAACACGUCUGCAGUUUGAAGGUGAAGAGAUGAAACCCUGUCCUACACCUGGAACACUUAACAAGAACACACACUCUGUUACACACCAGGGUUCAAACAGCAGAGAUGAAGAAGGUGCUUCAUCAAACAACCAUCAAACUCCCACCAAUCAGGCUGAUGAUGAAGAUGUCUUGAACUAUGCAGCUGUGAGUUUUGCUAAGAAACCUUCAUCCUCCAGAACAUCCAGAGACACGAGCCAUCAAGACGUUUAUGCACAAGUUAAGAUAAAAUAA